CGAGCGCUACAGUCCAUUCCACGGCGACAUUUUAGGAUUCUCCCACUGACAACACUAAACUGAAGCGCUAAGGCCAACCCUUACGACCACUUACCUCCGCAGGCCUGCGGAGUCACGCAGGAGGGAUGUCUCAGCAAGGUACCAGAAGAAGACCUCUACCCAAGGCCUCAGAUAAAGAAACCUAGGAAAGAAGGCACUUGGGCUAGGAAUGUGAAUAUGCAAAGAGCAUAAUCCAGCCAGAGGGGAUGAGUUCUUGACCACAACUGUCUUCAGAGACCAUCAGGCCCUGGCUGUGCACCAAGUCUGCUGUAAGGAGGACAGCUUCCCUGUGAGGCCUGCCAGCAGAGAUCUCCAAUCUCUCAGAUAUAGAGCCCCCUCUGUGGAAGGAGAGUCCUGGUCAGCUCAGUGACUACAGGGUGGAGAACAGCAUGUACAUUAUUAAUCCCUGGGUAUACCUUGAGAGAAUGGGGAUGUAUAAAAUCAUAUUGAACCAGACAGCCAGGUAUUUUGCAAAAUUUGCACCAGAAAAUGAACAAAAUAUUUUAUGGGGAUUGCCUCUGCAGUAUGGCUGGCAAUACAGGACAGGCAGAUUAGCUGAUCCAACCCGAAGGACAAACUGUGGCUAUGAAUCUGGAGAUCAUAUGUGCAUCUCUGUGGACAGUUGGUGGGCUGAUUUGAAUUAUUUUCUGUCUUCAUUACCCUUUCUUGCUGCGGUUGAUUCUGGUAUAAUGGGGAUAUCAUCAGACCAAGUCAGGCUUUUGCCCCCACCCAAGAAUGAGAGGAAGUUUUGUUAUGAUGUUUCUAGCUGUCGUUCAUCCUUCCCUGAGACAAUGAACAAGUGGAACACCUUUUACCAGUAUUUGCAGUCACCUUUUAGUAAGUUUGAUGAUCUGUUGAAGUACUUAUGGGCUGCACACACUUCAACCUUGGCAGAUAAUAUCAAAAGUUUUGAAGACAGAUAUGAUUAUUAUUCUAAAGCAGAGGCACAUUUUGAGAGAAAUUGGGUACUGGCUGUGGAUCAUUUAGCUGCAGUCCUCUUUCCUACAACCUUGAUUAGAUCAUAUAAGUUCCAGAAGGGCAUGCCACCGCGAAUUCUUCUUAAUACUGAUGUAGCCCCUUUCAUCAGUGACUUUACUGCUUUUCAGAAUGUAGUCCUGGUUCUUCUAAAUAUGCUUGGCAAUGUGGAUAAAUCUAUAGGUUAUCUUUGCACAGAAAAAUCUAAUGUAUAUAGAGGUCAUUCGGAAUCUAGCUCUAGAAGUUAUGGAAAUAAUUCCUGAAACAUUUAACUUGAAACUUCAGGAAAUGAUUAAUGAAUUAAAAAUGAAAAACUCGAACUUGACAAUCAGUAAUUUCAAAAAAUUAAUGUCAUCAUGACCAUGUAGUUUAUUAUUUCUGAUGUUUUUGAUUUAUGCUUAUUUGUUAAGAUCUUGUACAUGUAUUAAAAACUUAGAUGCAUUCAAAUUAAAAUAAUUAUUUUGCUCAUGAUUUUAAAAUUCAUUAAUAAUUAAAAUGUUUAAGAUAAAAGGAUAUUGCAUU
Symphalangus syndactylus (siamang) is the source of this 1536-nucleotide messenger RNA. It is a transcript of the gene C2H6orf58, whose product is annotated as chromosome 2 C6orf58 homolog. The record is from RefSeq and is a predicted model, not a curated record. Lineage: Eukaryota; Metazoa; Chordata; Mammalia; Primates; Hylobatidae.